Branchiostoma floridae (Florida lancelet) is the source of this 4309-nucleotide messenger RNA. RefSeq lists its product as uncharacterized. Gene Ontology annotation, biological process: monoatomic ion transport. The coding region runs from base 1 to 3765 and encodes 1254 amino acids. The record is from RefSeq and is a predicted model, not a curated record. The transcript has 24 exons. NCBI's taxonomy places the organism in Eukaryota, Metazoa, Chordata, Leptocardii, Amphioxiformes, Branchiostomatidae. Gene Ontology annotation, cellular component: membrane. Gene Ontology annotation, molecular function: extracellular ligand-gated monoatomic ion channel activity; protein binding.
AUGUCCGCCUUGCGUCUGUUCUGUAUCGUUGUGAUCGCAUCUUCAUGUCAAAUACUAAAUACCUACAUCACCAUCGGUCUCGGACAAGGCCUAGCGUGUCCCAAUGGCUACUCGUACCUCGCACACAAUCACCGGUGCUACCGCGCGUACGACGAAGAGCAAACCUUCGAUGAGGCUUCGGUGACCUGCCAAGCUGACGGCGGCACACUGGCCAUGCCUCGCGACGACACCACCAACGCCUUCCUCGUCGACUUGAAGAACACCGCGAACGCGGACAAGCACUUCUACUUCGGACUGGACAGCAAUGACGGGUCGUGGAAUUUCGUGGAUGGAGGAGAGCUGAAUUAUACCGACUGGGGCGCUGGGCAGCCGAGUGGAAACGAGAAAUGCGCCGAGUACUUCCCUGCAACCCGUGUCGAUGACGGCGAGAGAAAUAAGUGGAACGACCAUUACUGCUGGGAAAACCGUGGCUUCAUCUGCGAGACUGGCCCCCGCCCGUACACGGACCGAAACGGAACCCGGUACAACGUGUUCGCGGUGAGCAUGACGUACAGCGACGCUAGCCACGCAUGCGCAGCAGACGGAGGCCGGCUUGCCGAUGUGACGUCACAGGACCUGCAGGACUUCCUGGUGGCCAUGAUCGAGGAGGUUGGUGCUGGUGGGGAUUUCUGGAUCGGACUUCAGCACGUGGCUGGAGGGUGGACCUGGUCUGAUGGAACAGCGGUAAGCGACUGUAGCUUCUCCAACUGGGCGGCAGGAGAGCCGGACAGCGCCGACCAGGCGUGUGGGAGACUCCGGGCGUCUGGGGGGUUCAAAUGGGACGGCACGGGCUGUGGUGAACAACAGUCCUUCAUCUGCCAAAUAGGUCCUGGUGAGGAGAGCGCCUGCGGACCGCCUGAAGUAUGGCUGACACAGGACCCGUCGUGGGUUGUGGACUCCGCCGGCACACCGCGGGUCCACAGUGGGGUGACAUACGACGCCACAAAAGCCUUGGAUGGAGACACUGUGACCUACUGGAACCCCCAAGGUAUCGACAACAACCGGUACAUCGUAUUGGACCUCACGGCACCCCAAACUCUGACCAGUGUCGCCGUCAACAACUACGGAGACACCGGUCAUGACAUCGCAGCGUUCACGCUGCAAAAUUCGCAGAUCGGGAGCCCGUACAGUUGGGAUGACGUAGUAUCCGUCGAUGACGUACAGGGAGGGACGAACCAGCGUCAGGAGUUCGGCGGUUUCCAGGCAACAGCGCGGUACUGGAGGUUCGUCAUCACUCGGACCCACUCGGGCGACCAGCCAUGGCUCGCGGAACUGAACUUCAAAGGGAUCGCAGGAAUGAUCCCCUGUCCCCUGGGGUACUUGCGGUGCGGAGGGGGACAGGUUGCCUGCAUCAAGGCGUGGCAUUGGUGUGACGGGCGGACCGAGUGUUCAGACGGGAGUGACGAAGAAAGUUGUGAGUGCAAGCCGAUUCCUGGACAUUUCAACCUGGGCGGCAGACUCGCGAUGCUACCCAAUCAGCUGGGCCAGACGACAUUCGGGGAGAUCCAGAACUCCUCCGUGGCAGAACUGCUGCUCAACAGCUCGUACUCCAACCCAGGGGGUGUCCACCCUGAGUUCGGAGAGUUUGUCUCGACAGUCAUCUUCCCGCGAUGCAAUAUCUCCGGAGAGAACAGUUUACACUGCUCUUCGUCCGGAAGUGCGGACAGCACAACUUCGUGCACUGGCACACAGCUGCUUCCGUGCCGUUCGUGGUGUGAGGAGGUCCUCAAGGCGGCUGAUGACGGAAUAAGGACCAUGCUGCCUCGGUGCGAGUUGUUUCCUCUACCGCAACAUGGCUGCUGGAACCCUGAGCCAGAGACGGAGAACAACGAAGUUUGUUACCAUGGAAGCGGCAUAAAUUACCGCGGUACAGGAAGUACCACUACAUCCGGUGCAGAGUGUGUGGAGUGGUCCGUGGCGCAGGGAGGGUUCUACACGACCAAGUACCCCCUGGCUAACCUGGUCAACAACUACUGCCGCAACCCGACCGGCCUCGAGCGGCCGUUUUGCAUGACGGAAGACGGCAGCCAGGAGGAAUGCGACCUCAUUCCGUGCAAUACCGACCUGGGCUGCUUGGACAUGGGUCCCCCAAACUACGGCCGGAGAAGCCCCGGGAAGAGGUUCUACUACGUGGGAGAAAGGGUGACUUUCACCUGUAACGAAGGGUACAAGCUUCCGUCCGGGUACCCAGGCGAAGUGAGGUGCCUCGAUGGAGUGAAUCUCAGAGGCAGACUGGAGAAGGACGUGCUGGAGCUGUACACCGCGAGUCUGGCGCCCGAGACGGAGGGCAACAUCGUCAUCGGUUUCACGGGUCUGGUGGAGCAGAUCGUCGCCUUGGAUGAGAAGAAGGAGCAGCUGGUGGCGUCUGUGAUCAUCAACAUCACUUGGCAGGACAACCGACUGACCUGGGACCCAAAGUACUACGAUGGUAUCGAGGCAUUCAGCGUCCUGGGUAGCAGCCUAUGGACACCGACAAUGACCCUCAAGAGAAACGCCGAUCCUGGGUACCGAGGCUUAGAAAGGAACGUACCGGUCGGGGUAAACAGCAAUGGUACGGUAACCUGGCGGGUGGAAACCCUCACCACCACCGUGUGCGAUGUAGACCCUUUCUUCUUCCCCGCAGACUCCAUGGAAUGCCAGGUCUGCUUCUCAGUAGCCUCUGCAAUCGACCAGAUCAUCCAAUGCGGAGUUACUACAGAAGAGGAGACCACCAGUCUCUGUGACGUCAUUUCCGCCGAGAAACAGGAGGGCGAGUGGAUCCGGAAGGACAGGAUCUUCGCAAGAAAAAACAAGGAGGCGUGCUUUGCUGUAGAGCUGAGGAGGAUCCCGCUGUUCCACAUCGCCACGACUGUUGGUCCCUGCGCCAUCCUGGUGCUGAUGAUGACGAUCACCUUCGUCAUCCCCAUAGACAGGGGAGACCGCAUCUCGUUCGGAGUGACCAUCCUGCUCUCCAUGGUCGUGUCUCUCGUGUUUGUCACGGACGUGCUCCCUGUAAAGGGUUCUCUGCCAUUUUUCGCCACCCUGAUCGUCGUGUGCAUGGGGCUGAUGGGGCUCUUCCUGUUCUUCACCAUGUACGUCAUCAGCCUCUACGACAGGGAGGGGAGUCUGUCUCCGAUGGCGAAGGCUUUCUUCCUCCGCUACAUGGCAAAGAUGCUCCUGUUGGGGGACCUCACAGAGAAGAAGCGCCUGACCAGCGGCGCCGCCAUCGAGCUGACCAACUUCGCCUAUGACGCGGCAGGAGACACAAAGAUCGUCUUCGGGGAAAGUCCUGCUGACGUCCCGAGGACCACCAGCCACCAGACCGCUCCUUCCACUCGGCCGGCCACGACCAGGAAGCCGAUCAUCUUGCGAAGCCUCCCCCCUACGCCUCCCGUGCGAUCCACUGAUGUGCCCAGCACAACCGCUCAGCCUGCUACCGCUGUGGAGGCAGCCGGUCCUGCCGGCCUGCUGACGCUGGUCUCCAGUGUGAAGGAGCUCACCGCUGUCAUGAAGACGGAAAUAGGGGAGCUCGCCAAGGCAGUCAACAACCAGACACAGGAGCUGAAGACCGAGCUCUCCGCUGUCCUGAAAUCCGAGCUGGGUCAGCUCGCUGGGGUGAUGAGGAAGGAGGAGGAACCGGAGGUAUCAGAUUACACCCUGCUGGCCCAGGUGCUGGACAGGCUGUGCCUGGUCCUGUACGUCAUCAGCGUCAUCGUAGCCGUGCCCACCACCAUGUAUAUGGGCUAGGACUGUAUACCUAAAUACCCGUACCUGUACCGUACUUAUAAAAUUGUUAAGGUACAGGUCCGGACCUAAACAUCUGCAUGUGUACCUGUACCUGUACCAAAACACACUAAAUCACUAUUGAACACCACUUUUUGUGACUAACGAUAAGUAAAUUUCCAAAUCAAACAUAGCAAUUGUAAUUAUCUUGAGUUGCAAAUUAAGAAAACUUUGUUUUGAGGUUCAAAUAUGUAAAUCCUAAUAGAAUGAUGUCGAUUUCUCACUAAAUGAGACAGUUGGCAACAUUUAUAACUUACAGAUAAUUGAUCAAACUUGUUUAGGUACAGGUAAAGGGACCGGACCUGUACCUAAUCCUGUGUACCUGUACCUGUACCUGAUAUUUCUUUAGGUACACCGCUCUAAUAUGAGCCAGUAAAGAUACGCCUUAAUGAAUAGUUUCGUCAGAUUGGUAAAUUCUGUAUUGUAUCUGUAUCUAUAUAGCCGGUAUAACCGCCCUUUGGCGUAACACACCAGCUUCUGUAUCUGUAUCUACAUAGCCGGUAUAACC